Messenger RNA from Eptesicus fuscus (big brown bat), 2187 nucleotides. RefSeq names its product galectin 3 binding protein (gene LGALS3BP). Lineage: Eukaryota; Metazoa; Chordata; Mammalia; Chiroptera; Vespertilionidae. The record is from RefSeq and is a predicted model, not a curated record. Gene Ontology annotation, cellular component: extracellular matrix; membrane. The coding region runs from base 98 to 1870 and encodes 590 amino acids. The transcript is spliced from 6 exons.
UCUGCAGAGGCCCUGCAGCAGGAAGACCCAAGACCACCAGCGUCGCUCAGGCCGGUGAGGGUGCCUUCGCGCUCAGGGCGAGGGCUCCCAGGCCGCCAUGGCCCUCCCCCGGCUCCUCUGGGUGUGGCUGCUGGUCGCAGGGACUCAAGGCGUGAGAGACGGUGACAUGCGGCUGGCCAACGGGAGCCCUGCAGGCGUGAGAGACGGUGACAUGCGGCUGGCCAACGGGGACGCCCCCAACGAGGGCCGCGUGGAGAUCUUCUAUGGAGGCCGGUGGGGCACCGUGUGCGACAACCUGUGGGACCUGGUGGACGCCGGCGUCGUCUGCCGCGCCCUGGGGUUUGAGAACGCCACCGAGGCCCUGGGCAGGGCCGCCUUUGGGCCAGGAACCGGCCCCAUCAUGCUGGACGAAGUGCAGUGCUCGGGGACGGAGCCCUCGCUGGCCAACUGCUCGUCCCUGGGCUGGCUGCAGAGCAGGUGCAGGCACAGCCAGGACGCCGGCGUCAUCUGCAGCAACGAGACGGCCAGCACCCACACGCUGGACCUGUCCGGGGCGCUGCCCGCCGCCCUCGCGCAGAUCUUCGACAGCCAGCGCGGCUGCGACCUGUCCGUGGCCGUGAAGGCGGAGGGCGCCGAGCCGCUGAGCUUGUGCGCCCACAGCCUGAUCCUGACCAGCAACCCCGAGGCCCAGGCCCUGUGGACAGAGCCGGGCAGCUCGGUCACCAUGGAGGUGGACGCCGAGUGCCUGCCUGUGGUCACGGACUUCAUCAGGUACUUCUAUUCCCGGCGGAUCGCCGUGUCCCUGCCCACCGUGAAGUGCUUCCACCAGCUGGCCUCCACCUUCGGGGCCCAGCAGCUGCAGGCCUACUGCGCGGGCCUCUUCGCCUUCCUGCUGCCCCAGGACCUGUCCUUCCAGACGACCCUGGACCUCCACGCCUACGCCCUGGCCACGCGGGACCCCGCGCUGGAGGAGCUGUGCGUGCAGUUCCUGGCCUGGAACUUCGAGGCCCUGACGGUGGCCGAGGCCUGGCCACGCGUCCCCGCGGCCCUGCUCCGCGCCCUGCUCUCCCGGAGCGAGCUGGCUGUGCCCAGCGAGCUGGCCCUGCUGACGGCCCUGGACGCCUGGAGCCGGGAGAAGGGGGCCGCCCCCGGGGACGUGGAGGGCCUGGUGCGGGAGGUCCGCUUCCCCAUGAUCCCGCCCGAGGACCUCUUCCAGCUGCCGAGCAACCUGAGCCUGUACCGGAGCCACCGGGCGCUGUUCCAGGAGCAGACCCUGCGGGCCCUGGAGUUCCACACGGUGCCCCUGCCGCUGCUGGCCCAGCUCCGCGGCCUGAACCUCAGCCAGGACGCCUACCAGCCCCGGCUCUACACCGCGCCCACCUGGAGCUGGGCCGUGGACAAGAGCUCCCGGGCCUCCCGCCCUUAUGACUCGUACCGCUACCCCUACGGCUAUGACCCUUACGGCCGCUACGGCUCUACGUCUACGGGGUCCUUCCAGACGCCGCCACACCCCAGCUUCCUCUUCCGGACCAGCCGCGUCUCCUGGACCCUCGCCUACCUCCCCACGGUCCAGACCUGCUGGAACUACGGGUUCUCCUGCUCCUCCGACGAGGUGCCCGUCCUGGGCCUCUCCCAGUCCGGCUCCUCCGACCGCACCAUCGGCUACGAGAACAGAGCCCUGAUGCUCUGCGGGGGCCGCUUCGUGGCCGACGUCACGAGCUUCGAGGGCGGGAAGGCGCCGAUCCCCAGCGCCCUGGGCGCCAACAGCUCCCGGAGGGCCUCCUCCUUCCCCUGCCCCGCGGGGUCCUUCAGCAGCUUCCGGGGGGUCAUCCGCCCCUUCUACCUGACCAACUCCUCGGGGGUGGUCUAGCCAGGGGCUGCCCUCCCCCCAGGGGCGCCCCCCUCCCCUCCUCCCCCCAUGGGCACUGAGCACAGCUCCUUCCUCUCCGUAAGCAGCCACCUCCCACCCCGGCCUCCAGAUGUCCCCCUGCUCCCACUGAUCUCUCUGAGCUGAAGGAAAGCGCCGGAAGGUUCCAGUGGGGACUCACCCCAGCCGAGAAUCCCUAGUCCCCGCUGCCCACUGGUUGGGAAAUGGGGAGACGUGGGCCUCGUGGCCUCCGGGCUUUGCGCGCCGCCCUCCCGCUCAGUCCCGUCCGGUGAUUAAAGUUGCGCGGCGGUGCCGGCUCC